Bathycoccus prasinos is the source of this 669-nucleotide messenger RNA. RefSeq names its product photosystem I subunit III. Lineage: Eukaryota; Viridiplantae; Chlorophyta; Mamiellophyceae; Mamiellales; Bathycoccaceae. Gene Ontology annotation, cellular component: photosystem I; chloroplast thylakoid membrane; photosystem I reaction center. The record is from RefSeq and is a predicted model, not a curated record. The coding region runs from base 1 to 669 and encodes 222 amino acids. The transcript has 2 exons. Gene Ontology annotation, biological process: photosynthesis.
AUGCGCACUUUGAAAGUUUCCCCGACGAGCAACUUGAAGGCGGAAAAAUCCACCAAGAAAACCUCUGCGAAGGCUAUUUCUUGCGACGCUUCGGAAACGGCGAAGAAAUCCGCCGCGUUAGUCGCGGCGGCAAUCGUCGCGGCUACAAUCCCGGCCGACGCUGCGUUCGCUCGAGACGUGCAACCGUACGCGGGCUUGACGCCGUGCAAGAAAAAUGCCGCCUUCAAGAAGAACAACAAGAAGGAAGUCAAAGGUCUCGAAAAGCGCAUGAAGAAGUACGAUCCGGAAUCCGCGCCGGCGUUGGCGUUGCAAGCGACCAUCGACAAAACCAACCAACGCUUUAAGAACUACGGCGAAGCUGGUUUAUUGUGCGGCGCGGACGGGUUACCGCACUUGAUCGUCGACGGGAACUUGGAACACUUGGGUGAGUUUGCCAUCCCGGGUAUCGGCUUUUUGUACACAGCCGGGUGGAUCGGCUACGCCGGGAGAUCGUACGUCAUGAAGAACAAGUUGACGGCGAAGCCGACCAACGGAGAAAUCAUCAUCGACGUCCCGAUGGCUUUGGAUUGCAUGUGGCAAGCGGGCGCCUGGCCGUUGUUGGCUGGUCUUGAAUUGAAGAAGGGUGAGUUGACCGCGCCGGAGUCGGAAAUCACCGUCUCCCCGAGAUAA